Molecule: messenger RNA, 1131 nt
Organism: Amoebophrya sp. A120
Lineage: Eukaryota; Dinophyceae; Syndiniales; Amoebophryaceae
Source: the annotation of a GenBank genome assembly
AAUCGAGAAUACCGCCCUGAUUGGGCAUGCCUUUAAACGCUUAGCCUGAUGGUAUUCUGGUGGUCCAACUUUAGCAAAAUUCAAAAGUUAUAUCUGAGGCCGCAUGGUAUGGUGAGAAAAUGGCUGCGAUUGUGCGUGACGGCGUUAAAAGUUUCGCAUCUGGCGCAAAAAGCUGCUGCUCAUGGUUGACGCCGUGGCAGUUUCCAAACCGGCGCCUGUCGCAUCGAAAGCGAAGAACCCCCCUCGAUGGUGAGGCACGGGAAACGCAGCAAAUUUCCUUGCGUCCCUCGGAAGGGCAUGGGACCGGGAACAGGGUGGCCGCGUGAUUGGCCACCAGACGUUGGCUUUUGGGUUUGCGCUGAAAUUCGCUUGAAAUUCGCGCCUGCUCUUUCUAAUGGGUGCCCAAGCUCUAACCGAAAAUCGGUAUCGGGAUCGGGACUUUCCCUUCUAAAUUUUUAGAGUACUACGGAGUGGCAUGCCAUAGUUCGCAUUGCCAUCACUAUCGAGUUGGAAAAGAUAAGAGUGGGGUAACAAAAUAAAAACAGAGUUCCUCGGGGGAACUCUUGUCCGUCCGGCCGGUUAACUCUUGUCUCUUGUCUUCUUGGUUAUGAUAUAUAAAUUUACUUUUUUAUUUUAUUGCGAAUGGCGGCACGGCUGGAGCCGUAUUUGUACUUACUUGGCGACUGAAGGCACUACAUUAUACAAAGUAAGAAAGGGGUACUGAAAAGUGGCAAGCAGGUUUUGCCGGUAUUUUCUAUGUUUUUCUCUAGCCCCUACGCGGGCUACCCCCGCAUGAACACAGUACAGGUACACAUGUAUGAUGGCUUUAAUGUUACCCUCAAAUGAUCAUAGCGAUGAGCUGCAAGCUUACUGCUUCGAAUGUUGGUGUAGAGUUUUUUUCUACAAGAGUCGCCGGUCCUACUCCUAGCCGUUUGUUUUUAGUUUUCUAGAAACAAAUGCACUAGUCCGGUUGAUGACCUUGGGGCCUGAUGGCCAAAACUCCUUCGAAAAAAUGCAGCUGACAUAUUAUUUAUCGGAAAAAAACUGAUGUCGCCUGAGGUCGGGCAUGCUGCUGCACUCCGCGCAUGAAAAUUCUUCGAUGAUAUAUUCCGUCACAGGCGCGUCCGAUAU